AUGAAGGUCAUUCUUGCCAUCAACUCGGGAUCUAGCUCUGUAAAGAUCUCGGUUUACUCCGCCGAACCUAAUCGGUCACCUCUGCAGAUCGCAGAGGCGGCCGUCAGUGGUUUGACGGCCCCACCCGCACAGGUCACAUACACGCGUGGUGGGGUUGAGGUCAAGAGGAAGGAAGAUCUCGAGGAUGAUCUAUCAACUCAGGCCGACGCCUUCAAGGUUCUUCUCAAGCUACUGAUCGAGGACUCGGAAUUGCCUCAGAUCAAGAAAAAGAGCGAUAUUGCCCUCACCUGCCACCGCAUCGUCCACGGGGGCGACUAUCCUAGCUCUCAAAUAAUCACCCGGGACACAUACCAUCACCUGGAAGAGCUGAGUGACCUUGCGCCCUUACACAAUGGUCCCGCUCUCGACAUUGUCAACUCGUGCGUGAAGCAGCUUCCCGACGCUGUCAAUGUCGCCUGCUUUGACACGCAAUUCCACACGACGAUUCCCGCGCACGUUCAUACGUACCCCAUCAACCAAGAUGUUGCCAAAAAGAAUCACCUAAAAAAAUAUGGGUUUCAUGGCGUCAGCUACUCCUUCAUCACUCGAGCCGUCUCCGAGUUUCUCGGCAAGGAACCCAAAGAUCUCAAUAUCAUUGCCCUUCAUCUGGGAAGCGGAGCAAGCGCAUGUGCCAUCCGCAACGGUCAGAGCUGGGAUACCAGUAUGGGCUUGACCCCUGUCGCUGGCUUGCCUGGAGCCACCAGAAGCGGCAGUGUAGAUCCCAGUCUCGUCUUCCACUACGCAAGUGACGUUGGCAAGCUAUCCCCCAACUCGACAUCACAGCUGCACCUCACCGAGGCCGAAGAGAUUCUCAACAAGCGUAGUGGAUGGAAGUCGCUUACAGGAACAACUGAUUUUGGAGUAAUUGCUAAUUCGGAUGAACCGGCUCACAAGCUUGCGUUCGACAUUUUUGUCGACAGAAUAUGUGCCUUUGUUGGCUCCUACUUUGUUACCCUGAACGGCAACGUAGACGCGUUGGUCUUUGCAGGUGGCAUUGGCGAAAAGAGCGACAAGCUGCGGAAGCGGGUCGCCGAGCAAUGCGCAUGCUUGGGCUUCACCAUCGAUGAUGCUCUGAACAGCAAGAAAAUCAUAGAUACGGUCCAGGAGGUUGGCAAAGACGCCAAGCGUCGUACGUUGGUCUGCCAGACGGACGAGCAAUACGAGAUGGCAAGGCUCUGCACCGAAAAUGAAUCGCUCUGGCAAGAUUAG
Molecule: messenger RNA, 1248 nt
Organism: Colletotrichum graminicola M1.001
Lineage: Eukaryota; Fungi; Ascomycota; Sordariomycetes; Glomerellales; Glomerellaceae
Product: acetate kinase
Exons: 2
Coding region: 1-1248 (415 amino acids)
Biological process (GO): phosphorylation; acetate metabolic process
Molecular function (GO): acetate kinase activity
Source: RefSeq, a predicted model, not a curated record